Messenger RNA from Saccostrea echinata, 1827 nucleotides. Its product is annotated as dopamine beta-hydroxylase-like. The transcript has 12 exons. Lineage: Eukaryota; Metazoa; Mollusca; Bivalvia; Ostreida; Ostreidae. The record is from RefSeq and is a predicted model, not a curated record. Gene Ontology annotation, biological process: dopamine catabolic process; octopamine biosynthetic process; norepinephrine biosynthetic process. Bases 85 to 1812 code for a protein of 575 amino acids. Gene Ontology annotation, molecular function: copper ion binding; dopamine beta-monooxygenase activity. Gene Ontology annotation, cellular component: secretory granule membrane.
GAUUAACUAUUGGAUCGAUAACUAAUUUUUACGUGUCAUUCAGUAUAAAUUCCAGAAACCUUUCCGAUUUCCGCAGUUUUCUCAAUGGAUACCGUCUAUUUUGCCGCGUUAAUACCACUUGUCUUUUCAAUCCAUCCUGCAUCCUCUCUCCGCGAUUUUAGGUACAAAGUUGAUCUUGACGCUGAAAGAAACUUGGUUUUAAGAUGGGGAAUAGACUAUGAUUCGCAAACAAUUUAUUUUGAGUUGAGCGGUUCGAUUUUAAGGCACAACUGGUUGGCGUUCGGAUUUUCGAACUAUGGCGAUGUGAUAGAUGCGGAUUUGACCAUCUUUGAAGUCCACUCUAACAAAGUACACAUGAAGGAUUGUUGGACAGAUAGAAAUGCAAUUUUACGGAUGGAUUAUCGGCAAAACUACGAGUUAACCACUGGAGAAUGGAAAAACAACAAAUUAUUUCUCAGAUUUCAGAGAAAGUUUGAAACAUGCGACCCCAAUGACUACACUCUUGAUACAGGCACCACUCAUAUUAUUUUCGGUGUGGGGAAUGGUAUUCCGAGGUUUGGAUAUAGGCUUCCAUCUUCUGUGAAGUUUGGUCUACAAAGAGUCCAGCUCCUGAAACCAGAUUUACCGGAUCCGAAUAUCCCCCCGGAUACCUGGUCAUUCGACAUCGUUAACCCAAAGAUCACCAUUCCAGAUCGGGAAACAACCUACUGGUGGUACGUAACCAAACUUCCGGAACUCUAUAGAAAGCACCAUAUCAUAAAGUAUGAAGGCAUCAUUACAGAGGGAAACGCAGAAUUUGUUCACCAUAUCGAAGUUUUUCACUGUCAAGUGGUUCCCCAUGUGACGCUGACGUUAUACAAUGGGCCGGGCAUGGCUGAGGGCAAACCCCCAGAACUAACUGCAUGUCGAGAAGUUAUUGGAGCCUGGGCAAUGGGGGCAUCGGCCAUGUAUCUGCCCAAUGAGGCAGGGACAGCUAUUGGUGGCACACACAUGUCACAGUACGUCUUAUUGGAGGUACACCUGAAUAAUCCAAGUCUGAAAAGGGGGGUUAUAGAUUCUUCUGGAAUAAGGUUUCAUGUCACAAAACAUCUGAGGCGGUACGACUCCGGGAUCAUGGAGUUGGGCCUAGAGUACACCGAUAAAAUGGCGAUCCCUCCUGGUCAGGAGAUGUUUGAGCUGCCGGGAUAUUGCACAAAAGACUGCACUGACAUAGCUUUGCCACACAAUGGAAUCCGCGUGUACGCCUCUCAGCUUCAUACUCACUUGACCGGAAGGAAGGUCUACACAAAACACAUCAGGAACGGAAUCGAACUUCCGGAACUGAACAGAGAUAACCAUUACAGCCCACAUUUCCAAGAAAUCCGCGCGCUUCCUCGCCACGUUCACGUGCUUCCGGGUGAUGCUUUGAUAACUUCUUGUAUUGACAGCACCUUGAACAGAUCUGCGAUCACGUUGGGCGGAUUUUCUAUACAAGAAGAGAUGUGUGUGAAUUACAUUCACUACUAUCCACGUUGUAACCUUGAAGUUUGCAAAAGCUCAAUAUCAGACUGGGCUCUCGAUCAGUUCUUCGAGAUGGCGAAAGCUAGAAAUGACAUAGAAGAUGUUGGUUUGAGGUAUCAGUCUGUGGAUUGGAAUCCUGCAAAAGUGACGUCAUUACAGUUACUGUAUAAAAAUGCACCAAUAUCCAUGCAAUGCAACAAGUCAGAUGGAAGCCGAUUUCCAGGUGAAUGGAGCAGCGAAGCCAUUCCGAGAAUAAUUCUCCCAAACAGAGAACGAUCGAGUUGUUCCAAAGAUAUAUCAUGGUUCACGUAGUUAAAUUAAGUUGAU